AUGGGCGCCCAGAACACCCCCCCCUUUCCCACCGAGGACACGAAGGCGAAAAAGACGACGAACAAGACCACCAAGCCGACUCAUCGCGCUUCGAAGCGUGCUAACAGCGCAUCUGCCGCUCAUCACCAUGAUAUAAUUGCCGGCGCCACUGGCAUGGACGGCCGCCAUAAGAGAGUAUGGAAGGCCUGUGAGCGCUGUCGGAUGAAGAAGACCAAGUGUGACGGCGAGUUUCCCUGUAAGCGUUGCAAGGACGACGGACUCGUCUGCACCGCUGGCAUUCGCAAGAAGAUGGAGUACAAGCAGCUGCCCAGAGGAUACGCCGAGGUUCUCGAAAACACCCAGCUCACACUCAUCGCCACCAUUCACAAGCUCUACUCUAUGGUCCGCAGCGCACAGCCGUGGGAGCUGGGCGAGCCAGAUCUCAACGACCGCGGCCAGCCCGUCGUGCACAACAUUGCCCAGCGCCUCGGCUGCAUCCGUCCCAACAGCGACAUUGACCUGCCCGUCCACUCCGUCUUCCCAGAAGACGAAGCCAGCAUGGCCGAGCUCGCCCGCCAGCUCGAGGAGCAGCAGCCGCACGACGUCCCCAACCCCGCCGCCGCCGCCAGCUCCGCCAACACGGAGGGCGGCGACCCCUCGGCGUACAAUUCCACCGAGCGCGCGUCGUCGUCCGACCUCGACCACUCCGACAUGGAGCAGGACUACCGCAAGAUGGCGUUUGGCAGCCACAACGCGCUGUCCCUUUCGCCGCAGAGCUUCGCCAGCGGCAGCGACUUUGAGUUUAGCACGACGCCCAUCGACCUCGACGCCGGUGCCAUGUUCUCGACGCAAUCCGCAUCGAUGCCGGACUUUUCAUCAUCCUGGGCCGCGGUUCCCAAAGCGCAACAGCAGCAGCAGCAGCAGCAGCAGCAGCAGCAGCAGCAACAAUCGCCGGCGACCAUGUCCAUGUCAUUUAUGCAACCCCCGAGCUCAUUGCAGAACCUCGUCAUGAUGAACCAGGACGCCCUCGACGCCGAUUUUGCGACAAUCAAGCCCGAUAUCCUGUCGUACGCUAACACUGAUGUCAUGAUGAGCAUGGCGGCCGACCCCAUGAUCUACGCCGGCUUCGAAAACGACAACAUGAGGCUAUAG
Molecule: messenger RNA, 1131 nt
Organism: Cordyceps fumosorosea ARSEF 2679
Lineage: Eukaryota; Fungi; Ascomycota; Sordariomycetes; Hypocreales; Cordycipitaceae
Product: C6 transcription factor
Exons: 3
Coding region: 1-1131 (376 amino acids)
Biological process (GO): regulation of DNA-templated transcription
Molecular function (GO): zinc ion binding; DNA-binding transcription factor activity, RNA polymerase II-specific
Source: RefSeq, a predicted model, not a curated record